Pan troglodytes (chimpanzee) is the source of this 2102-nucleotide messenger RNA. RefSeq names its product T-box transcription factor 6 (gene TBX6). Lineage: Eukaryota; Metazoa; Chordata; Mammalia; Primates; Hominidae. Gene Ontology annotation, molecular function: RNA polymerase II cis-regulatory region sequence-specific DNA binding; DNA-binding transcription factor activity, RNA polymerase II-specific. The coding region runs from base 360 to 1670 and encodes 436 amino acids. Gene Ontology annotation, cellular component: chromatin; nucleus. Gene Ontology annotation, biological process: positive regulation of DNA-templated transcription; cell fate specification; regulation of transcription by RNA polymerase II. The transcript has 9 exons. The record is from RefSeq and is a predicted model, not a curated record.
GGGUUCCCCAGCGCGGGACCUUCGGGAAACCCUGGCGCGAGGCGUCAGAAGCUGUCGGACUGUGAGCGCCUUCGAACUUUGGAGGCUUGGCUCGGGAUGGAGGUUUUUUUAGCAUGGGGACCAGGGAGGACUACGGUGCUCGGGACUGGGCUGCGGCCUCCUCGCGGCCCCGAGUGCCCUGUGAAAUCAGCUCAGGCCGCGUCCCUCUAGCCUGCACUUUCCCUCUGUUCAUGCUGCUUCCCUCCAGGGCCCGGCCUCCAAGUGAAGGGGGGCGGAGGGCGGUCACCUGCCAGAAGGUCUGGGGCUCCAAGCACCGGGGGCCCUAAGCAGCGAGACCUGAGGCCAGACGGAACUACAACAUGUACCAUCCACGAGAAUUGUACCCGUCCCUGGGGGCCGGCUACCGCCUGGGGCCCGCCCAACCUGGGGCCGACUCCAGCUUCCCACCCGCCCUAGCGGAGGGCUACCGCUACCCCGAACUGGACACCCCUAAACUGGAUUGCUUCCUCUCCGGGAUGGAGGCUGCUCCCCGCACCCUGGCCGCGCACCCACCUCUGCCCCUUCUGCCCCCUGCCAUGGGCACUGAGCCGGCCCCAUCAGCUCCAGAGGCCCUCCAUUCCCUCCCGGGGGUCAGCCUGAGCCUGGAGAACCGGGAGCUAUGGAAGGAGUUCAGCUCUGUGGGAACAGAAAUGAUCAUCACCAAAGCUGGGAGGCGCAUGUUCCCUGCCUGCCGAGUGUCAGUCACUGGCCUGGACCCCGAGGCCCGCUACUUGUUUCUUCUGGAUGUGAUUCCGGUGGAUGGGGCUCGCUACCGCUGGCAGGGCCGGCACUGGGAGCCCAGCGGCAAGGCAGAGCCCCGCCUGCCCGACCGUGUCUACAUUCACCCCGACUCUCCUGCCACUGGUGCACAUUGGAUGCGGCAGCCUGUGUCUUUCCAUCGUGUCAAGCUCACCAACAGCACGCUGGACCCCCACGGCCACCUGAUCCUGCACUCCAUGCACAAGUACCAACCCCGCAUACACCUAGUUCGGGCAGCCCAGCUCUGCAGCCAGCACUGGGGGGGCAUGGCCUCCUUCCGCUUCCCUGAGACCACAUUCAUCUCCGUGACAGCCUACCAGAACCCACGGAUCACACAACUGAAGAUUGCAGCCAAUCCCUUUGCCAAAGGCUUCCGGGAGAACGGCAGAAACUGUAAGAGGGAGCGAGACGCCCGUGUGAAGAGGAAACUGCGGUGCCCAGAGCCAGCAGCCGCAGAGGCCUAUGGGAGCGGAGACACACCAGGUGGUCCCUGCGACUCCACCCUGGGUGGAGACAUUCGUGAAUCAGAUCCAGAACAGGCCCCAGCCCCCGGGGAAGCCACCGCUGCCCCGGCACCUCUGUGUGGUGGCCCCAGUGCUGAGGCCUACCUCCUGCACCCUGCGGCUUUCCAUGGGGCCCCCAGUCACCUUCCCACCAGGAGCCCCAGCUUCCAGGAGGCUCCAGACUCCGGGCGCUCAGCCCCCUACUCGGCUGCAUUUCUGGAGCUGCCGCACGGGUCAGGGGGCUCCGGGUACCCAGCGGCUCCGCCGGCGGUACCCUUUGCCCCGCACUUUCUCCAAGGGGGCCCCUUCCCUCUACCAUACACCGCACCUGGGGGCUAUCUGGAUGUGGGCUCCAAACCCAUGUACUGAACCACUGCUGGGCCCCUCUGCCUCCAUCACAAACCUCCCGCUCCCUUCCCCCAGCCCUGGAGCCCCCUCACCUCCACCGGCCCCAUCCCCCACACCAAAUGGCCGCCUUGGGCCUGCCCACCCACCCCCCCAACUUCACACCUUGAUUUCACUCCCACCCCCCUCUGGCUUCAAAGCCUAACCAAGGCUGCUGGGAGUCCAGCUGGGGCCGGCUUCCCCUUCCCGGCUCUCACCUCCGUGUGAAUGGAAGGGGCUCUGCCUGGCCAAAUGGGGCCACAGACCAGCAUCCCCACUUACCGGGCCUCCCCAUGGGCUCUGGAGGGGCUCAAUCCCCACCCCCGCACACACACUGGUGCAGGCCACACCAGUCUGUUGUUCUGGGACCAGAGUAUUUUUGUUAAUAAAACUCAAAAGCCAUCCAUGCUCAGGAAA